This is a messenger RNA of Priapulus caudatus, 4984 nucleotides long. RefSeq names its product tripartite motif-containing protein 2-like. Gene Ontology annotation, molecular function: translation repressor activity; zinc ion binding; protein binding. Lineage: Eukaryota; Metazoa; Priapulida; Priapulimorpha; Priapulimorphida; Priapulidae. Gene Ontology annotation, biological process: negative regulation of translation; protein polyubiquitination; proteasome-mediated ubiquitin-dependent protein catabolic process. Bases 516 to 3098 code for a protein of 860 amino acids. The record is from RefSeq and is a predicted model, not a curated record. The transcript is spliced from 6 exons.
AAACUAGAUCAGUGGCCGCUAGCGAGGGUAAACGAUAGACAAACUAUAUAGACACCCCCCCGCGCUGGACCCAUCGUCUGCUAUAGGGCCUACAUACGUGUGUGACUUUCGAAUGAAUUCGACUUUUGUGCGCAUCGCGAAGCAAAUAACCCAAACAUCGCCGCCUUUCUCCAACAACGAACGGAGGAUGAUUACAGGACUUCUUCACACGCUUAAUUGAGAGGAUCUCGCUAUACAUAUACUACGGUACUCUCUAUAUAUACUGCGUUCGCUAUAUACGCGUAUAGCACGUGUUGCAAACACCGAAGACUACUGGCUCGACACGAUGACGUGGACAGAGACUUCUCGUAGAACAAUUCUUCGUGCCAACUUCAACAACCAGGAGUGAUUUCGACUAGCAUUUUUUCGAUUGGCUAUCGUCAACGUCUUCACCGACGACGCCUUCCGCGUGCCGAUAUACACCGUGAUUGAUUAUCGGCUGUAUUGAGCAGCGUUGACUCGUGUGCAUCGUCACGAUGGCUAUGCUAUCGAUGUACUUCAGCAACUAUUGCACCAGCGCUAACCAGCAGGUCACCACCUUCGAGGCUCCGGCGAUCGCCAUGGCGACGAGCGACGUGCCGUACGCGAAGCCGAUCGACAAGCAGUUCCUAAACUGCGGCAUCUGCCUCGAGCGCUACCAGACUCCCAAAGUCCUGCCGUGCCUCCACACGUUCUGCGAGCGCUGCCUCGGCGAGUACAUCCCCCCGCAGAGCCUCACGCUGACGUGCCCCAUCUGCAGACAGCAGAGCAUCCUUCCGGAGCGCGGCGUCGCCGCCCUGCAGAACAACUUCUUCAUCUCGAACCUGAUGGAGGUUCUCAUGGAGCCGUCGCUGUGCACGUGCUGCCACCGCAACGCGAGCGCGACGUCCAAGUGCACCGACUGCGGUGACCUGCUGUGCAUGGCGUGCACAGACACGCACCGCGGCGUGACGCUCACGCGCUCGCACCAUGUCGUCAGCCUCAGCGAGCUCGCGAUGAGCGAGUACUCGGACUCGGACGGACGCGCCGAGACGGCGCUCAUGUGCCCGAGCCACGACAGCGAGCAGCUGCGCUUCUACUGCGAGACGUGCGAGACGGCGAUAUGCGACUUCUGCGCCGAGCUCGAGCACGUCGACCACGCCGUCACCGUGCUGGCAGACGCGAUCCAGGAGCACCGCUCAUCGCUGCGCACGCUCCUCGAUAAGGUCAACGCGAAGAUCCCGCUGCUUCGCGACGCGCUCGCGGCCGUCGGCGACGUGUCCGCGUCGCUCGCCGCGCGCGCGGCCGACGCCGAGGCCGAGGUGUCGGCGGCGUUCGAGCGCGUCGCGGCGGCUGCGCGAGAGCGAGAGGCGCGGCUGCUCGACGACGUGAGGCUCAUGCACGCCGCCAAGCAGGACGUGCUUCUGCAGCAGCGCGAGCAGCUCGAGAACUCGCUCGCGUCGUUCUCCAGCUGCGUCGACUUCACCGAGAACGCGCUGCGAAGCGCCGGGGAGACGGAGAUCCUCCUUGUCAAGAAGCAGAUGUCGGAGAAGCUGCUGGAGUUUGCGGAGAAAACCGUCGGCGUCGGCGCCGUCGACGAGAAUGACCGGCUCGCGUUCUCCGGCGCCGCCGACUGCGACCUCGCGGCGGCGUCGCUGCGCGGGGUCGGCGCCGUGGCGACGACCGAGGAAGAGAGAUCCUUUAAUGGAUUCUGCUCUCACUAUGUGUCUGGGAAAAUCCGCCGGUCAACCACCUUCGAGACUGCCGGCGAAUCGCCAUGGCGACAGAGCGAACCAGAUGCCGACGCGAUACGCCCGAUCGACAAGAGUUCACCUGAACUGCGGCAUCUGCCUGAGCGCUACCAGACUCCGACAGCAGAGCAUCCUUGCCGACGCGGCGUCGCCGCCCUGCAGAACGAACCUUCUUCAUCAUCCGAACCUGAUGGAGGUCUCAUGGAGAUCGUCGCUAGUGCACGUGCUGCACCGGACGCGGGCCGCGUCGUCGCGCCGACGGUCGCCGACGGCGGCCGCGGCGGAGACUACGAGCUGUCGUACGUCGUCGCUGAGGAGGGCCGCUACCACAUGUCCAUACGGCUCUACGGACAGCACAUCAAGGGAUCGCCGUUCAAGAUCCGCGCCAAGUCGGAGGACCGCAGCAGCGGGGACCGGCCGUCCAGCUCGAAGAUCCCACGCACGGCCGUGCGCCAGAAGGCGACCAAGCGUCCGCCGAGCGCGCGGUCCGGCGGCUCGAACCGCAAGAGCAACCCGAUCGAGGACGACCUUGUGCGGCGGAGCGGCGCGAAGGGCCGGAACCGCGGCGAGUUCACGAACCCGCAGGGCGUGUUCUGCACGCCGGGCGGCCGCGUCGUCGUCGCCGACAGCAACAACCAGAACGUGCAGGUGUUCACUGCCGCCGGCGACUUCAAGUUCCGCUUCGGAAUCCGCGGACGAAGCCCCGGGCAGCUGCAGCGGCCGACGGGCGUCGCCGUGAUGUCGAACGGCAACGUCGUCGUCGCCGACUACGAGAACAAGUGGGUGAGCAUCUUCGCGCCCGACGGGAAGUUUGUCUCGAAGAUCGGCUCCGGGAAGCUGCUCGGCCCAAAGGGCGUCGCAGUCGACCGCAACAAUCACAUCAUCGUCGUUGACAACAAGGCCAGCUGCGUGUUUGUCUUCCAGCCGAACGGCAAGCUGAUACACAAGUUUGGUUGCCGCGGUAACGACGAGCACCAGUUUGCGGGGCCGCACUUCGUCGCCGUGAACGCGAAGAACGACAUUGUCAUCUCGGACUUCCACAAUCACGCCGUGAAGGUGUUCGACUCCGAGGGAGGCUUCCUGUUCUCGUUCGGGUCGAACGGAGAAGGCAACGGGCAGUUCAACGCUCCGACGGGAGUGGCCGUUGACAAGCUGGGAAACAUCCUGGUCGCGGACUGGGGUAACAGCCGGAUACAGGUAUUCGACAGUCAGGGAUCGUUUCUCUCCUACAUCAAUACGACGGGGGACCCACUCUACGGACCGCAGGGUCUAACGGUGACGUCAGACGGCCACGUCGUCGUUGCAGACUCCGGAAACCAUUGCUUCAAGAUCUACAAGUAUCUUCAGUGAUCGUGCAGACGAUGUGAUAUGCAGAGGAGAAGCGUAGCUACCGCCACCUGUAGGAGCGCCGGUGAACUAUUCCAUUACGAUCACGGGAAGGAUGAAAACGCGAAGUGCGUGCGUGUGCGCGCUGUACCAUUCGCGCAAUUUCGGCGUUCGAUGAAAGUUUGAUUUCAACAAACUUGAAAAUAUUGCAUUUGACUAGCGAUAUUGCACGUUGCAUUCGCCCCCCUUGGCGUUGCGCAGUUUCCUUCCUGCGCGUAUAUAGAGGUGCUCAGCGUGAAAUGCUGCCUUUGCGAUAGGCGCUGUCGGGAAAAACUUGAAACCCCCACAGCCCGUCUUUCACCAGUCGUGGAAUCGUGUUACGCGCUCCGCUUAUGCUGUGAUAACUCAAACAUUCACGGACCAAUCUACUAAGCAGGCAAGCUGGAGAGAUGAUUGAGUGUGUAGAGUCUAUAUAGAGGCAAGUGCGUGUGUGUAUUUUUGCACUAGCCGUGCUUGAGACGCGUGUAUUUGUUAUGUAAUAUAUUGGGACAGCCGUGUAUUUUAUGUAUAUUCACUGCAUGCGCAUGAUAAGUUGAGUAUCAGUCGUGAACAUUAGUAAUAUUUAGCACUAGAUCUGAGUAUGUUAGUAUUACGUAGUAAAUUAUGAGCAUUUCUGGAUUUUUAUAUGUACACACGCCGCACGCGUACGAGAGUGUGCGCGGGAGUUCAAAGCACUUUACACGCUGGUGCCUUCUUUUCUGUUAGUUAUAAGAGGAACCCAUUUUCGUGGGCUAUAAUUUAACGAUAAACAAUUAUACUUUUUGUAACAACCUUCUCCAUAGCUCAUCGCUGACGGCAGUGUACUAAUCGAACAACGAUCUACAGAAUGUGUACACAAUUCCAUAAAAUCUGACAGCACGUGACGAGUUACAACACUCGAAUAUAUUACAUUACAAAUAAUGCUGUUAGAUACCGUACUGUCUACUGGCGAUUGAAAAACAAUAUAGUUGGCUGAAGAAAGCCGCCUUACCAUUUCAGCGUGUUAGAUAAUUAAUUAGACAAACCCGUACAGUCGUGAAUUCCGUUUCUCGUGGAAAUUCGCAAUGGACGCAUGAGCGUUAAUAACGUUACGACUAAAGGGUUAAAAUAGGAAUAAAAUGGAACAAAAUUAGUGAACUUCGUAAACAGACGCAUGCAUGGCAGCGACUAUGCAGGCAAUCAACUACAAAUGUCAACUAAUGACCGUGUUUAUAGGCGGGGAUUCCUCAUCUCCCAAUGACGCAAAGCUAUACGAGACUAUAGUAAUAGAGAAAUUGCUUUCCCCUUUGUCGCUCGGAAUUUUGUACGUGAUAGAGCACGCGGGAUUAAGUCGAUAAUCAGUAAGUUUCCACAUCAACACACGCCUUUCUCGUUGUUUAUGAUGGCGAACAUGGAAUUUGUUGUUGAUUGCUAGGUUGUAUUUUCUUUACCAUUACCCAUAAUAUAUAUAUGAGAAGACAUCGUUAAAACAGUAAUAAACAAGUCCCGCAGUACCUGAUUACCCCAAGUCAAAAUCUCUCCCCCCAAAUAAAGGCUCACAGUAAUAAACAUUGAUUUAUGUACAGUGUAGCCAGUUAAUUACUAAUUCUGUCUAUUAAAUCUACUAUAUUCAGUCCCCAUAUGAACCAUCAUGUAAGGCUGUAAGCAUAGUCUAAAUCCGCACCAAUCUCGCUUGAGAGAGCCGUCUGGUGGCGGUUUUCGCAAAAUUCUGCUAUUGACUAUUGAAGGGUAGGAAGUGUAACGUGUACAACGACGACGAUCAUCCAUAUUUAAUAUCGACAAAUGAUGUUCGAUCGUCUCUUGACGAUAUUAAGCAUCGAAAAAAAAAUGUGAAAAAUAAAAGUACCGUAUGGUGAAACAUUUAAAUUUCA